Messenger RNA from Drosophila miranda, 1156 nucleotides. RefSeq lists its product as uncharacterized. Lineage: Eukaryota; Metazoa; Arthropoda; Insecta; Diptera; Drosophilidae. The transcript has a single exon. Bases 72 to 881 code for a protein of 269 amino acids. The record is from RefSeq and is a predicted model, not a curated record.
AGUUGACCACGAACUUCUCCAGCGAGAGAACCACCUAGAGAGAGCGCACAUUCGUAGAGAAAUCAUAAAGCAUGGGUUGUUGUUCGAGCAGCAUGAAAAUCAAGGAGCUGAGAGCCAGGCCAGAGCUGGAGGGCAGCAUCUACUUGGCGGCAGGCAACGGCGGCAGUGGCAAGCGUCUGUACAGCAGUCGGAACAGCAGCGGCAUGGGCAGCAGCUCCUGCAGUAGCAGCAGCAGCACCACCACGCGGAGCAGCAAUCGGAGCAUCUGGAGCCGGAGCAGGGCCAUCUGCGAUGACUUCUCCGAGCAGCCGCAGCAGCAGGAGAUCAGGGAGCUGGACCUGGAGCGAUCCUGCGGCUACUACACAUGCAGCAGCUCGGCCUCCACACCCACAAAGCAGCAGCAGCACCAGCUGAUGCGCACCCAGGACAUGGGCAACAGCUCCACGGGCUCCGCAGAAUCAAGCGAAUCGAAUGAGUCCACAGACUCCAUUGAGUCCGCGCCGAUGGUCAGCAAUCUCGAGUGGGAGAUGUACAUGAUGCAGCAGGCGCAGCGCAUCAUGCCAAAGACCUCGUCGCCCAUCAGCCAGCGACGCGGUGAGGCUGGCGGCGACUCCUACAACAAGUGGCGCAACUAUCUGCAGGGCACCCCCGCCCACAUGCUGCACAACGUCACCCACAUACCGGAGGCCAUUGCCGGCCAUUUCUGCCCCACCACCUUUCCGGCCUUUAGCGAUCUAGAGGACAUGGAGAGUGCGGCCAAGCGUUUCAAGGUGGACGUGCAAAUAGAGGAGCAGAUGGCCAUCGACCCGGAAGAGGAGCCCCUCUUCACCACCUCACAGCUGCUGGCAGGGCAUACGCACACCAUCACCACGGACCUGUAGGGUGGGCUACCGCACAGCUCCGCCUGGCACGGAGCCGUCUCUCGGUGGCCCCCAAACGACUGGCAACAGGUGUGCCAGCUGUCAAACAGUUGGGCAGACAGGCAAUCCCCAUUCCCAUUGCCCAGCAAUGCUAAUUAUAAACGGAUUGCUUCGAUCCAUGUAUAUACACGUAUAUUUUUUUGUCUAGAUUAAUUUUAUCAUAAGUGAGAGACAAUCCAACGACUUGUAAACGAUUGGAUAAUGCAAAUAUAAUUAUGAAUUCAAACAAACGAAAA